GAACGCUGGGCUCCGGACCGCGGUCGCAACCUCCCCCCGUCGCGAGUUGGCGGCACUGGCGGCUAGCCGUGCAGUCGCACGCACGCGCUCGCGGCUCUUCUUCGACUCGUCGUCACUGACUUUUAUUUAUUUUUUUUUUCUUUGGCGAAGCGAAGCUGCGGGGGAAGAAAAACAAGAAAGGAAGGAAGGAAGCGACCCGAGCGAACACUACCAACUACCUUGUCGCGUCAACUCCGACGUCCAUUCUUGGCUCGGACUGACAAGGCCGCAAGCGACUGACAGCAGCAGCAGCAGGCAGGUACCCGUGCUGCGGACCAUGAGAUGAACGAGGCCUCCCUUCUCACCCACCUUGAAAGCCUUCGCAGAACAGUUCCCCGACCACUCCUCGAAUAAUAAUAAUAGAGAAGUCGCACCUGCACCGCUACACGAACCCCCGACCUGAAACAGUGCCAAAGAAUACGCGCAACCACAAACCAAAAUAAUGCGCCAAACGUGAGCAGGAAGAGCGAGAGCCACAAGAGCCAUAUUACCAGCACCGCCACACAGCAGCGCAGGGCAUGUCUCAGUCGACGAUCCAAACGAACGACCCGGGUGUCGUUGGCCCUCGGGGACCUCAGGACACCGACGCGUUCCUCGAUAAGUCACCAGCCGCGGGGGCGACGUCGGCGGCCGAGGCGUCGCCGAGGGUCGGGGACCGCGGACGAAGCGAGCAGCACCGCGAAAGCAACCACAUUCAGGACCAACAAGAAGGCAUCAGCAGCAGCAGCAGCAGUGAAGUGCCUGCGGGCCACCACCACCAUCAACAGCAGCAGCAGUCGCAGCAGCACCAGCGCACGGACAGUGCGUCCCGCCAGAGCCCCAAGCGGGCCUUCAGGGCGGACGAAGACGACAGAGAACGGCACCACGCGCCGGGACGCAGGCGGCACUUCCGCAGCGAGAGCUGCUCACCGGAAGUGCCGAACCGCAGCAGCAACGGAACCGGAGCGAGCAGUGGCAACAUCGGCAUCAGCAACAACAACGCGCGCGACGACGACACCGCCACCUUCAAGAGCCCCACGCGGUCGCUCAUGGACAGCAGGGUGGGCUUCGUGGUGCCCAUGCGACCCAGGACGCGCAGCAACCCCAAGCCCCCGCCAAACAGAACGUCCCGGGAGUUCGACGCGGUCCGCGAGGUCGAUCAGACGACGACGUCACCGGCCGCCGUCCGACAGCCGUCGUUCGCCGCCAGCAACAAGAGCUCCUCUCUGGAGAGUCCCUCCAGGGGACACCCGCAGCAGGCCUCGACGACCUCCAGGAGCCUGGAAGAGAAACUGCCCUCCUCCUCGUCGCUGCCGCUGACGAUGGUAGCGCCGCUUGUCCCUUCUCCACCGGACCCGGCGACAGCCAAGCUGGCACAAGAGGUCAUCGGCAAGGACCACAAGAUUCUCUCUUCCAAGGAGCGCGAGGUGAUGCUCCGCGAGCUCACAGGCCAGGCGGGCGGCAGCUUCUCCGCCCUCGAAGAGCCCGUGCCGGCGCCGAGGCCCACCACGCUCCGGCAGCGGCGCCUCAUGUUCUCGCACCUGACCGCGUCCGUGGACGUGGACACGCGCGAGAAGCCGUCGACGCCGCCGUGCCUGACCGCGGCGCUGGCUGGCAGUGAGGACAUGCUUUUGUCCGAAGUGUUCAACAACUCGCAGCUCGCUUCCAGCCUCGAGCAACUCACGGGUGUCGCCAGAAAGACUCUCCGGAAGCGGGCGUUCGUACCGCCGCUACAGGCCAUCAGCGCCGCCACCGCCGGCAACGCCGCAGGGCAACGGAGCUCGGAGGCCCUGGACGCGGAGCCCCCUCCGCCGAGCGCGGUCAAGGGCGUGGCGGCCGCUGGUCAGCGAAUGGCUAACGGGCGGGUGGCCAGCGGAACCCCGGACGCCUGCCCGGACGCGCACGUCAAGAUCUGCAUCGAUACCAGCGAGCCCGGCACCGCCACGCCCAAGAACCAGGACGCCGUACAGUUCUUCCCGACGCCCUCCGCCGGCGAGCAGGUCCGCGCGGCGUCCGACGGCAGCGCUGCCGCAAACAACGCGGCGUCGGGUGUCCGCGCGGCGAAGGAGGGCGACGACGUGUCACUGUACGGCACCCCCAAGGAAGAGCUGGGGCCCGGCGGCGGCGCGGGCCUGUCCGAGGCCAAGGCGUCCUUCAUGCGCAACCAGCUGGAGGCCCUGUUCCAGCCGUCCGACAACAAGCUGGCCAUGAAGCUGUUCGGAUCCAAGAAGGCGCUCAUGAAAGAGCGCAUCCGGCAAAAGGCCGCCGGACAUUGGAUCAUUCAUCCGUGCAGCAAUUUCAGGUUUUACUGGGACCUGUGCAUGUUACUGCUCCUGGUGGCGAACCUCAUCGUCCUACCAGUGGCAAUCUCGUUCUUCAACGACGACCUGUCGAUCCGGUGGAUAGCCUUCAACUGCCUCUCGGACACCAUCUUCCUGCUCGACAUCGUCGUCAACUUCCGAACGGGAAUCAUGCACCAGGACAACUCCGAGCAGGUGAUCCUGGAUCCCAAGCUGAUCGCGCACCACUACAUCCGCACCUGGUUCUUCCUGGACCUCAUCAGCUCGAUCCCUCUCGACUACAUAUUCCUCAUCUUCAUCCAGGACUACAGCGACAGCUUCCAGCUGUUGCACGCAGGUCGCGCUCUGCGCAUACUGCGUUUCGCCAAGAUGCUCAGCCUCCUCAGGCUACUCAGGCUGUCGAGGCUCGUCCGAUACGUCAGCCAAUGGGAAGAGGUCUACUUCCUGAAUAUGGCGAGCGUGUUUAUGAAAAUCUUCAACCUGAUCUGCAUGAUGCUUCUUAUUGGUCACUGGAGCGGGUGCCUUCAGUUUCUCGUCCCCAUGCUGCAGGGGUUUCCUUCCAAUUCCUGGGUCGCCAUCAACGAACUUGAGACGAAGUACUGGUUCGAGCAGUACUCGUGGGCCCUGUUCAAGGCCAUGUCCCACAUGCUGUGCAUAGGCUACGGCCGCUUCCCGCCCCAGAGCCUCACGGAUAUGUGGCUCACGCUGCUCAGCAUGAUCAGCGGGGCCACCUGCUACGCACUAUUCCUCGGACACACGACCAACCUCAUACAGUCGCUGGACUCUUCGCGACGGCAGUACCGAGAAAAGUUAAAACAAGUUGAAGAGUACAUGGCUUACCGAAAGCUUCCAAGAGACUUACGACAAGGAAUCACCGACUACUUCGAGCACCGGUACCAAGGGAAAUUCUUCGACGAAGAAGCUAUACUCGGGGAGCUCUCCGAGCGGCUAAGAGAGGACGUAAUCAAUUACAACUGCCGGUCGCUCGUGGCGUCGGUGCCGUUCUUUGCGAACGCGGACCCAAACUUCGUCAACGACGUCGUGACCAAACUCAAGUACGAGGUCUUCCAGCCAGGCGAUAUCAUCAUCAAGGAGGGGACACUCGGGACCAAGAUGUACUUCAUCCAGGAAGGCAUCGUGGACAUUGUGAUGAGCAAUGGAGAGGUGGCCACCAGCCUCUCCGACGGGUCGUACUUUGGAGAGAUUUGCCUGCUGACCAACGCCCGGCGCGUGGCCAGCGUUCGGGCCGAGACCUACUGCAACCUCUUCUCCCUGUCCGUGGAACACUUCAACGCCGUGCUGGACGUGUACCCUGUGAUGCGACGGACCAUGGAGUCCAUCGCCGCCGAGCGGCUCAACAAGAUCGGCAAGAACCCGGACAUCGUGUGCCAGCGUGAAGACCUGCGCGUCGACCUCAGCACAGUCACCGCCCUGCUCCGAUCCGCCCAGGCAGCCCACAACGACGACGAGGAGGAGGACGAAGACGUGGACGGCGGCGACAGCGGCGACGCCAAGGGGGGCGGCCGCGCGCAGGGCGGCAACCGGAGGAAGUACAGCAACCUCCUGGGGGUCCACCGCAGCGGAGGGGGCACCACGAUACCGAGGCCCAAGUCCGAAAGCUGCUUCCACCGCAUGUUCGACAUGGCCAGCGGCGCGGCGGCCCAGACGGCCCUGCCGCGAUCGGGCACCUUCUACGAGAGCCUGACCGGCAUGGGUUCGCAGGGGAACCUGCAGGAAGACUAGGGGGCCGCC
Messenger RNA from Dermacentor albipictus, 4070 nucleotides. Its product is annotated as potassium/sodium hyperpolarization-activated cyclic nucleotide-gated channel 3-like. Lineage: Eukaryota; Metazoa; Arthropoda; Arachnida; Ixodida; Ixodidae. The record is from RefSeq and is a predicted model, not a curated record. Gene Ontology annotation, cellular component: HCN channel complex; membrane. Gene Ontology annotation, biological process: sodium ion transmembrane transport; regulation of membrane depolarization; potassium ion transmembrane transport. Gene Ontology annotation, molecular function: voltage-gated potassium channel activity.